AUGUCUUUGAUUGUUAGAAAUAUAUCAAGCAUUAGAGAAGAAUGGAGAUAACUCAUGAAAAAGAAGAUUAAAAAAACUAAAAGAAAGAAUUAAUAUACUAUACCAUAUAAGUUUGAUGAUGAUAUUUAGAAUACUAAAUAAAAAGAUGAUUCAUUGCUGAUUGUAUAAAAUAUUCCAACAACAAUCCCAAAUAACAAUAUUUUCAGAUUAAAAACCAAUAUUUAGUUUUCUUUAAACAUAAACAAGGAUUAUUCAUUAGGUUCACUAUUUGUGGACCCUCAUUCUAACAAUUACAAAAUUAUUAGAAUAGAUAAAAGGAAAAACCUCUUCAUACUUACUUUAGAUUAAAUAGAUAGACCUAUAACUCCACCAGAAGUUCUGUAUUCUAUAUUUAGAGAUAGAAACACAGAAUUGGCCUAAGCAUUUAUGUAAUAUAAUAAUAGAAACCUUGAACCUACUAAAUGCAAAUUGUACACGAUAUAAGAAAUGUUAGAUUUUGAAUAAAAAAUUUAAGGGAUGCCUUAUGCAGUUUAUGUAAAUAUUUAUAAAGAUGGCAUAUGGAAAACAUUUUAAAAGAUUUUUAACUAAGAAUUACUACAGAUUUUGGCUAUAUCAGAAGAGAUGCUAUUUCAUUAUUGUAAUGAAACUAAGUUAAUUCCUAUAAGUGCUUAUUUUGAUCAGAAUGAUGAAUAGUUGAAUGUUUUUUACAAAAUAUUUAAAGGAAUUGUUGGUCAAUAAUCAAUAAAACGAGAAUAUAUGAAUUACAAUGGAGAACAAUUUACUGCUUCUCUAAUAGUUUAAUGUUUCUUUAUUUAUGAUGAAGAAAAAGAUAUGUUGUUUGAUUAUACAUACUUUGUAACAGAUUGUGAUAAGAAAUGGUUAUCUUAGGAGAGAGUCAGAUAGAAUGAGUUGGAUUAUUUUAAUAUCAAACCUAAUUCUUGUUCAACAGAAGAAUCCUCUUAUUAAGAGCCAUUAAAGAGAUGUGGAUUCAAAAUUUUGAAUUAGAAGUGA
Messenger RNA from Paramecium pentaurelia, 1011 nucleotides. NCBI's taxonomy places the organism in Eukaryota, Ciliophora, Oligohymenophorea, Peniculida, Parameciidae. The record is from the annotation of a GenBank genome assembly.